CAAACCAGCAUUUUCCAUAAUGUAGGAAGAAAUGUCUCCCUGCCAGGUUAAGUCCCUGUUUUUGAAACUCCUUUCCCCAAACUUGAUCAAACUGAUCUUGGUGUGUAAAUGAAUGAUUGUGGGGUUCCCCUCAAAGUCCACAGCAGUUUACAGUCAAAGGAUUUCCUGGGCUAUUUUUGGGAGUGUUGUUGUGUAUGAAUUGUGUGAUUUCACAGUGAAUAGAAGAAAAAAAAUGUGAUCCAUGUUGCAAUAUUUAUAAAAAAAAAAAAACCCAAAAAACAAAAAAACAGCCUUCCCUUGAACCUUCCUCUUCCAGUAACUAACUCUUUACUCUACUUCCUAACAUGUUGCAGCCUAUAACUAGUGAUACAGGAAACAUGAAUCAGUGAAUACAUCUUUCUGUCAUGUUGCGACUGUGCCGGAGAGGAGGAGACUUCAGCUGGACUUAAGAUGAGACUACUCACAUUUCUCUCGUUUGUACUUCUGCUAAUGCAUCAAAGCUUUUCACUCUCCAGACCACAGUGUCACACCUGUGAACUAACAUCCUGCAAGUGCUCAGGACAAAAUCUGACGAUGGUCCCUGUGAUGCCAUCAAAGCUCAUCACUGAGCUUGAUCUCUCAUUCAACGGACUGGAGACAAUAAUGGAAGAUGACUUGGCUGCAUUUGCUAGUUUACGAUCUUUGAGCAUAAAUAACAACAGAAUCCAAAAGAUCCACGAGCAAGCAUUUGUCCCGCUGACUAAUUUGGAGAAGUUGGACUUGUCUUUUAAUAGACUGGAUGUGUUGGCUGCCGGAUGGUUUGAGAAACUUUUGUCUCUUCAGCACUUGAAUCUCUUGGGGAACGAAUAUCAGACGUUGGGUCAAGGCAAUCUUUUCCAGCCACUCAAGAGAUUGAAGACCCUAUAUUUUGGAGGACCUGACCUUCAUUCUCUCAGAAAAAGUGACUUUUCUGGCCUCAGUGGUCUUAAAGAAGUUGUUCUUGAUGGAAAGAAUCUGCAAGACUACGAAGAUGGAAGUUUGAGACAAGUCGGGCCGAUUAAAUAUGUUACACUUGGUCUGAAUGGUCCGUUUCAGAGAAGUCAAAUGCUCGUAGAAGCUAUACUGUCUGAUGUUGUACACUCAAACACAAUCCUGACAUUCAGUGACACCCGGUUCACCAGAGACUUUCACAUGUCCCCGUUUAAAGUGGCCAGCACUGGUGGAACUCCAAAUAUUAUUUUUAAAAAUGUCAUCCUAACGUUCCCAGCUUGUUUGGCAUUUCUGAAUUGGAUGUCAGACUCGAAUUUAACCAUGUUUACACUUGAAGAUUCUAAAUUUGUCUUAAAUUUGAAAGGUCAAAUCAGGUAUCCCUUAAAAAUGGACAAUUUGAAGACUAUUGUCCUAAAAAAUGUUAAUAUUCCUGACUUCUAUCGCUUCCCAGCCCUGUUUUUCCUGGAACGUUUGCUAAAAAUGUUUCAAAAGGUGUCUGUGCUAAACUGCACCUUUUUUGUUAUUCCUUGUAAAUCCGCUGUAGAUUUUGUAAAUCUUGAGUAUCUAGACGUCAGUGACAACUUGUGCACUGAUCUGACCCUUAGCAACAUGAUGUGCGAUGGCCAAGGCAGUUUUUUCAAUCUGCAAACCUUGAAUAUCAGCAAGAACCACCUGCAAUCAAUCAACAGCCAGAUCUUCACCAAACUAAAUAAACUUAAAAAUAUUGACAUGAGUGGAAACCUGUUUCAUAGUAUGCCUGAGACUUGUCACUGGCCGCCAAGUCUCAGAUACUUAAACCUUUCAUCAACAGGUUUAACAAAAGUGACCGCUUGUUUGCCAGUGACUUUACACAUCCUGGAUCUGUCAGACAACGAUUUGACUGUGUUCAACAUCGAACUACCUUCUCUCACAGAGUUAUAUAUCUCUGGCAACAAAAUCAGUCAUUUGCCUGUUGGAGGUUUAUACCCUAGUCUUGCAUUUCUCUCCAUUCAGAACAACGACUUGCAUAUGUUCAGCAGAAAAAGUCUAAAUGAUUAUAAUAAUCUGAAGCGUCUGGAGGCUGGUGCGAAGACAUAUGUCUGUUCAUGUGACUUUGUAGCGCUCAUGACAAGCGAUUGGAGGAAUUAUCAAGUCUCAGUUGUAGAUGAAUUCAAGUUGUACAUCUGUGACUCCCCUGACACCGCAAAAGGGGAAAGUGCGGUAGACGCAAGCUUGUCGGUAUUUGAGUGCCACACAGCUUUAGCGUUUUCUUUACUCUGCUCAGGCAUCCUGUUGGUGUUUCUGCUCAUCGCAGGUUUGUGUCACAAAUUCAGCAUUUUGUGGUACAUGAAGAUGACCUGGGUGUGGCUGAGAGCCAAGAGGAAGCCAAGGUUAAAAAAAAGAGAGCUUGAGUAUGACGCCUUUGUUUCCUACAGUGACAUGGACUCUGGCUGGGUGGAAGCACAUCUGGUCCCAGAGCUGGAGCAGGGCGAGCCUCCGUUCAAGCUCUGCCUCCACAAGAGAGACUUUGUUCCUGGAGGCUGGAUUGUGGACAACAUCAUGGACGCCAUUGAGAAAAGUCACAGAACUCUGUUUGUCCUUUCUCAGCAUUUUGUCCGGAGUGAGUGGUGCAAGUACGAGCUGGAUUACACCCAUUUUAGAUUGUUUGACCAAAACGAUGACACAGUUGUGCUGAUUCUCUUGGAGCCCAUUGACAAAGAGACCAUCUCAAAAAAGUUCUGCAAGCUGCGGAGAGUCAUGAACUCCAGGACGUACCUGGAGUGGCCUGAUGAUGAUGGCCAGAUCCCCAGGUUCUGGCACAAUUUGAGAACAGCUAUUCAGAGACCUGAGACUGAAAAUGGAGACUAUUUACAGCUUGCAGAUACAGAACUUUAAUUUAGUGUUUUGUUUCAGCCUCAGCAAUAAAACCACAGAAAAAGUGAAGUGAAUAACAUCCAUCACUUCGUUACAAUGCAAUGCUCUGCUGGAAAACCUUGGGUCCUGGCAUUUAUGUGCAUACCACUAAAUACACACCACACACCCAAAAAUUGUUGCAGACCAACUAAUGGUAACAACGCUCCCUAAUGACGGUGUCCCCCAAGCAGGACAAUGCGCCACUCUGCAUCACAAAAGCUGCUCAGGAAUGGCCUGAGGAACCUGACGAAGAACUCAAAGCAUUGACCCGGCCUCCAAGUCCCCCUGACCCAAAUCCAAUUGAGCACUCAUGGAGCAUGCUGGUACUGUACCUCAAAAUCCACAGAACUCAAAGGAUCCACCAUCAUUGCCCAGGACAUCCACACAGGUCAUGUGUCCAUGCCUCUACAGGCCAGAGGCCCCACCCUGGUACCAACACGUCCCACAGAUAACCAAUCGGAUUGUUCAUUCAUUUUCUGUAACCACUUGUUCUCGUAAGGGUCGUGGGGAGCCAAUCCCAGCUGUCAUCGGGCGGAAGGCAGGGUACACCCUGGACAGGUCGCCAGACUACC
Molecule: messenger RNA, 3434 nt
Organism: Plectropomus leopardus (leopard coralgrouper)
Lineage: Eukaryota; Metazoa; Chordata; Actinopteri; Perciformes; Serranidae
Product: toll-like receptor 2
Biological process (GO): immune response; toll-like receptor signaling pathway; inflammatory response
Cellular component (GO): signaling receptor complex; plasma membrane
Molecular function (GO): transmembrane signaling receptor activity; protein binding; triacyl lipopeptide binding
Source: RefSeq, a predicted model, not a curated record